This is a messenger RNA of Tripterygium wilfordii, 1113 nucleotides long. Its product is annotated as hydroxyacylglutathione hydrolase cytoplasmic. The transcript is spliced from 7 exons. Bases 101 to 877 code for a protein of 258 amino acids. The record is from RefSeq and is a predicted model, not a curated record. NCBI's taxonomy places the organism in Eukaryota, Viridiplantae, Streptophyta, Magnoliopsida, Celastrales, Celastraceae. Gene Ontology annotation, molecular function: hydroxyacylglutathione hydrolase activity.
AGUCUUGCUCGGGGAAUCGCACAUUCUAGAUUUCUCCUCUCUCCUCUCUCCUCUCUCCUCUCUCCCCUGGUUGUUCUGCGAGACCACUGAGAAGCUGAUAAUGAAGAUUUUUCACGUUCCUUGCUUGGAGGAUAACUAUGCCUAUCUGAUCAUCGAUGAGAGUACUAAAGAAGCAGCUGUUGUUGAUCCUGUUGAGCCGGAAAAGAUUCUCCAAGCUGCGACUGACCAUGGUGUCCAACUCAAGUUUGUUCUUACCACCCACCAUCACUGGGAUCAUGCUGGUGGGAAUGAUAAAAUGAAGGAGCUGGUGCCUGGGAUAAAGGUGUAUGGUGGUUCAAUUGACAAUGUAAAGGGUUGCACUGAUAAAGUGGAAAGUGGUGAUAGGAUAUCACUUGGGGCUGAUGUCAACAUAUUGUGUCUUCACACACCAUGCCACACCAAAGGUCACAUAAGUUAUUACGUGACAAGCAAAGAUGGAGAGGACCCAGUUGUUUUUACUGGAGACACACUUUUUAUUGCUGGCUGUGGGAAGUUUUUUGAAGGCACGGCAGAACAGAUGUAUCAAUUGUUGUGUAUAACAUUGGGCUCUUUACCGAAGCCCACACAAGUUUACUGUGGCCAUGAGUACACUGUGAAGAACUUGCAGUUUGCUCUGACAGUUGAGCCAGACAAUGCAAAAAUAAGAGAUAAGUUAUCAUGGGCUCUAAAACAACGUCAAGCUGGCCUCCCCACCAUCCCCUCAACAAUUGAGGAAGAGAUGGAGACAAACCCAUUCAUGCGGGUUGAUCUACCAGAGCUUCAGGAGAAAGUGGGUUGUGAAUCUCCUGUUGAUGCUCUCAGGAAAAUAAGGCAGUUGAAGGACAACUGGAGAGGCUAAAACAAAUUUAAGUCUUUUCAUUUUCGUUGGUUAUGGUUUGUAAACUAUGACUAUAAUAUGCAUACUGAGUGCACAAAGAGUGCCGUUCACCCUUUGUGUAUUCUGCAGGACUUCAACUCAAAACUUGGUAUGAGUCUAAACUUUGCUUGUUCUGUUUUUUCCUUGAGCAAGAUGAAAACUUUCUUGGUUGUCUGUAAAAUGUAGAAUAGGCUGUAUGAUUUACAAACGCGUUUGCA